UUUGAUGGAGUAUCCCGGAGGAGGUGGUGGCGGAGGGGCGGUGCUGCCGGGUGGGAACGUCCCGGCCUUCCUCACCAAACUGUGGACCCUGGUGGAGGACCCGGACACCGACCCGCUCAUCUGCUGGAGCCCGAGUGGAACCAGCUUCCAUGUGUUCGAUCAGGGUCGGUUCUCUAAAGAAGUUCUACCAAAGUUCUUCAAGCACAACAACAUGGCCAGUUUCAUCCGGCAGCUCAACAUGUACGGGUUCCGUAAAGUGGUUCACAUCGAGCAGGGAGGUUUGUUGAAACCGGAACGAGACGACACCGAGUUCCAGCACCCGUUCUUCGUCAGAGGACAGGAACAUCUGCUCGAGAACAUCAAACGCAAAGUCACCAACGUGUCCUCGGCGCGUCAGGAGGACGUGAAGAUCUCUGCGGACGACGUGAACAAAAUCCUGACCGACGUCCAGCUGAUGAAGGGAAAACAGGAAACCAUCGACUCCAGGAUCAUCGCCAUGAAACAUGAAAACGAGGCUCUGUGGAGGGAAGUGGCCAGUCUGAGACAGAAACACGCUCAGCAACAGAAAGUGGUCAACAAGUUGAUCCAGUUUCUGGUUUCUCUCGUCCAAACCAACAGGAUCCUGGGAGUCAAGAGGAAGAUUCCUCUGAUGCUGAAUGACUCAGGCUCCGCCCACUCCAUGCCCAAGUACAGUCGGCAGUUCUCAUUGGAGCACAUGCAGGCUGCAGCCAAUCUGUUCUCUCCCGACUCCCCGCUCACCUCUGGGCCAAUCAUCUCCGACGUCACAGAGGUGACCACGCCCAUCGUAGAGGACGUGGUCAGUGACUGGUCGGACUCAGGAGAGCAAAUGUCGGUCAACGUCAAAGAGGAGCCAUCCAGUCCUGAGCUGGAGGUGUGUCCUGUCCUGGAGGGUGGGGCCACACCUGUAGACACACCCCUCUCUCCCACCACCUUCAUCAACUCCUUCCUCCAGGAGAACGAGACGCCACCGGACAUCUCCACCGCCGACCCCACACCAGCCAUUGUUGUGACAAACCCCGCCUCCUCCUCUGGGCCCCUCCCACCUGCCCAAACCAGCCAAUCGCCCGCCUCGAACUGCAGCCCUGUGACAGCUCAGCACAAAUGUCAGACCAUCGCCUGCAUCGACAGGCCCCUCCCCCCUCCCUCUGCAGGUGGAUUCUCACCUGACCUCUGGCGCUUCCUAUCAACACAAGCUGACAAGUCGGAGCUGUCUGACCAUGUGGACAUUAUGGACAACAGUCUAGAAAACCUGCAGAACAUCCUAAACGUGCAAACCUUGACCUUUGACACCUCCCCGCUCAUGGAGUUUUUCAGUUCUUGUUCCUCUGGAGACUUUGACCUCGACAGUUUGGACAACCUGCUGUCUGACGACCCCCCCAGAGGAAGUGAAGGGAGCAGCAACACAGGGAAGCAGCUUGUGCAGUACACACCUGUGCUGAUGUCUGAACCAAUCGGUCUCGGGGAGGGCGUGGCCGACCUUCCAUCCCUGCUGGAGCUGGAGGCGGAGCCUUUUCUGACCUCUGACCUGUCCUCCGACGACCCAGCCGCCCUGCUGAGCCACAGCCACCUGGACACUGACCUUUGACAUCACGGAGGUGUGAAGACUCGUCAGUAACCAUAGUGACCGGACAGCCCGACUCAGCAGCAGCAAUAGACAAUGUUGGGAUCAAUCGAUCAGCUGUAGAUCAAUCAGUAGGUCAGAGGUCAUGUUUUUAGUGCGUCCUCGUCUUCUUCUUCUUCUACACUUUUAUUUGAGCUUUUUCUUCGUCUUUGCUUUUUAUAUAGUCGUUUGUUUUUGAAGCUCACUUCAGAGAACCAGGGUCAGGUGAUGACACACGGUCAGGUGAUGUCACACGGCCGUUCUCUCUGUUCUGCAUGUCGAAGUCACAUUUUAUCGGUUUGUCUUUUGUUUUUCAAGUGUAAAAUAUAGAUACAGUGAAGAGAAUCUGAAUAUUUUUGGAAAAGUUUAUGAUGAUUGAGAAGUACAUACCCCCCUCCCCCCAGCAGCUCUGUUACCAUGGAGACAACAGCGAAUCAGAUUCGAGGAUGUGAUCGAUCAGAUCUGAUGAUUGACAUUAAAUACAGUUUGUUUA
Molecule: messenger RNA, 2114 nt
Organism: Scophthalmus maximus (turbot)
Lineage: Eukaryota; Metazoa; Chordata; Actinopteri; Pleuronectiformes; Scophthalmidae
Gene: hsf1
Product: heat shock transcription factor 1
Exons: 15
Coding region: 5-1606 (533 amino acids)
Biological process (GO): regulation of DNA-templated transcription
Molecular function (GO): DNA-binding transcription factor activity; sequence-specific DNA binding
Source: RefSeq, a predicted model, not a curated record